GGUUCAAUCCAUGAAGACCAACCUCGGCGUUCCCGGCAGCCAACUCGACCUUCGCGCGUGGGCGGGCUUCACCAAGGCCAAUUGCUACGAGACGAAGGCGAUCUGGGGUCUUAGCAUCGCCCUUUGCAUUCUCUAUACGGUGUCUGCACUGCUUUUGCCGACACUGUUUUUCAAGAACAAGAAGGCUGGAUACGUUAAGGAUCCUGCAUAGACGGAUCUAACGUGUACACAAGCCAAAUUCAUGGAGAACGUUGUUAAGAUGUUAGUCUGUCAUCUGAUCUGGAUCAAAUAUGAACCGCGAGAAACCUUGCAUGCCUAGAUGGCAGCUUGUCCGCAAUGGCAUGGGGAAGGCGUUUGGGGAUUCAUGUUGCUCAUUUCACCUAAUUGUCCUGGUGCUCGACAGGCGUUCCGAGCAGAUUUUGUCUAAUACCAUAAUGAAAAGUCCAAAAUAUAUACAUCAACACAUCAAGGAUAAACAAGCUCCCUUCGGACAUUUUCCUCUUGCCUGUUCCCGUCGUCCAUCACCGAUUUCGCCGUGCCCCCAAGCUGUUGUCCCCCACGUCCGCAUCACAUUCCCAGCAGCGCAGCCCGAACCCUCAGAUCACUCGGCAUGGAUAUGGCAAUUGAAUAUUGACGAAGCGCAAUUGGACGUUGAUUCUCACAAAAUUACCUGUUUGGAGAUUAGUGGCAUAGUUGGUAUCGCUCAGGCCCGACGACCGAUCACCAUGAAGCGCCCCCGGUAGUUUGGUGACCCGCAGUUCCAACCGAAUUUCUUGCUCUCUCCAGUGACGUCUGCAUUUUGAUGUCC
Molecule: messenger RNA, 808 nt
Organism: Eremomyces bilateralis CBS 781.70
Lineage: Eukaryota; Fungi; Ascomycota; Dothideomycetes; Eremomycetales; Eremomycetaceae
Exons: 1
Coding region: 291-743 (150 amino acids)
Source: RefSeq, a predicted model, not a curated record